AUGAGCGACCAACUCCACGGCGGCUGCUCCUGUGGGCGCAACGCCUACACAAUCACUAUCCCUCAAAACGCAACCGAGAAGCCCCAGGUCUUAUUCGAGAACAGCCACGGAUCACGCAAAUCGCACGCUACGCCACUCUCCGCUUGGCUGAAGGUCCCUCUCUCCUGGUACCAGUCGACCACUCAGGCCUUUAUGAGCGACGAGUCGCACGCCGCCAUCCGCCGCACAUACACCUCGCCCAGCGAGCAAAACUGCCAGCGCCACUUCUGCGGCUUCUGCGGCACGCCGUUGAGCUUCUGGUCCGAGUCGCCGGCCACCGAAGCGUCGUACAUCUCCUUGACCCUGGGCUCGUUGGCGAGUAGUGAUCUGCGAGAUCUGGAGGAUCUGGGAUUGUUGCCUGCGGAGGCGCUGGACGAUACCGAGGCUGGUCAGGAGAAGAUGGAGAAGACGGCUUCGCUGGCUGGCGGUGGUGGGCGGAGUGGACAGGGCAACGAGGGACUGCCGUGGUUCGAGACGAUGGUUAAGGGUAGCAGGCUGGGCAACGUUCAACGCAUCUGGGGAGAAAAGAGGGCUGGGAACGGGAGGUUCAAGAUUGAGUGGGAGAUUGUCGAGUGGACUGCCGCGGAUGAGGAGGGUGGGGAUGGUAGUGUGCCUUCUGCAAAGAGGAAGAUUGGGCAGGUUGUGGAGAAUGAGAUGAUGGAGUAA
Drepanopeziza brunnea f. sp. 'multigermtubi' MB_m1 is the source of this 705-nucleotide messenger RNA. RefSeq lists its product as uncharacterized. NCBI's taxonomy places the organism in Eukaryota, Fungi, Ascomycota, Leotiomycetes, Helotiales, Drepanopezizaceae. The record is from RefSeq and is a predicted model, not a curated record.